Messenger RNA from Eleginops maclovinus (Patagonian blennie), 2471 nucleotides. RefSeq names its product myeloid associated differentiation marker b (gene myadmb). The transcript has 2 exons. The coding region runs from base 250 to 1131 and encodes 293 amino acids. The record is from RefSeq and is a predicted model, not a curated record. NCBI's taxonomy places the organism in Eukaryota, Metazoa, Chordata, Actinopteri, Perciformes, Eleginopidae. Gene Ontology annotation, cellular component: membrane.
GCAGACAUUUGAUGCCUAAUUUGGUUUUGUGGGCGGGACGCUGCUGCUCGGAGCCUCUUGCUGAACACUGAUCUGAGGAGUUUCCCUCUGCCAUUCUCUACCGCUGGAUUUGACGGAGAGUGUCUGCAGCCCAGUAUCACAAAGUUUCUCUGCCUUCUCGUGUGCUGAUAUCCGAGGAAGUGAUUCCCUAUAGGACGAAACUCUUCUCUCUCAGGAACCAUUUCAUCCUCUCGCAUCACCUAUCACAUCAUGGCUGUAGUUCUCCAUACCAACCCCCUCUUUUGGACACGGCUGGCAGCCAUGAUCUUCGCCUGCGUGGCCUUCUCCGUGGCCGUGCAUGGAGGCAGACUCUCCCACGGCACCGGGGACUGGUGCGUCUUCUGCUGGGCCUUCAGUUUCGCCGGGACCCUCCUUGUCCUCCUGGUGGAGAUCUUCGGCCUGCAGACCAGAGCCCCUGUUUCCUGGAAGAACUUCCCCAUCACCUUCGCCUGCUAUGCCGCCCUGCUCUGCCUGUCCGCCUCCAUCAUCUUCCCUCUCUAUUAUCUCAAGGGCUCCAUAGGCCAGAGCGAACUCCGCGACUACCGCAUCGUGUCGACCGUCUUCUCCUGCCUGGCCACCAUCGCCUACAUUAGCGAGGUGAGCAUCAGCAAGGCGCGUCCGGGAGAAGUUGCCGGCUACAUGGCGACAGCUCCAGGCCUCCUGAAAGUCUGCGAGACCUUUGUGGCCUGCAUCAUCUUCGUCUUCAUCAGCGACCCUGUGUUGUACGACCGUCAUGACGCGCUCAAGUACUGCAUGUCGGUCUACUGCAUCUGCUUCAUCCUGUCGGCGGCCAUCAUCCUGCUCUGCAUAGGCGAAUGCACUGGCUGCCUUCCUUUCCCGUUCGCACGCUUCCUGUCCGCCUACGCCCUGCUGGCUGUUGUCCUCUAUCUAUCAGCGACCAUCAUCUGGCCGAUCUUCAACUUUGACCCAAAGCAUGGCGGCGCAAAAAAUAGGCCCUACAACUGCAGCAACACGCAGGGUUUGUGUGUGUGGGAUAAGAACAUGGUGGUGUCUGUGCUCACCGGGGUCAACUUCGUCCUUUACCUGGCCGACCUGAUCUACUCCUCCCGCCUGGUGUUUGUGAAAGCUUGAAAGAAGUGAAAGGGUUUUAAGCUGGCAGUAUGCACCAAAUAAAGUUGAAUUUGUCAGGUUUUCAAAGGCUUCAGACUGCUGUCAAAAACAGUGUUGCAAGCAAGUGUAAUCACUGCGACUCAGAUCUAUUUAUAUAAUGGCAUCGGUGUCUCACACUAGCAAAGCUUCUGCCUUGUGAUAGCAGAAGACUGCAUAGUUAUACCAAAACUAGUGUAGUUGUUUGCAGAAUUGCCCUCUGGUUUGACAUUAUUAGUUGAUGGAAUUGAUGGAGUUUCAAAAAUGUCUCUGGGCAAUCAAACCAAAUAUUGUGUUUUUUUCCCCUAAGACUUUGCCUGUGCAAACCUGCCAAAUUUAAUUUGAGUGAAGUAUACUGCUUAGGAGGGUACAGAGAAAAAGAGGUGGAAUUCAAUGGCUUUGAUUACACACAUACAACAAUAUUCCCUAAUAAAAAAAUACCAAGGCUUUCUGCUCAUAAAUGUCAAACCUUGCUUGACUGUUAUCUUGAGGAUGAGAGACCUGAAUGUAAUUGCUGGAUCUUUUUCAUCCAUUUUAAUAGCAGGACAUUGCCAAUUGUAUUACACAAAAUACAGUAUUUCAUGUAUACAUAGAUUUUCUGGAGUAAGCUAUAAAAAUAAUCUCACAGACAAGACUCUUCAAAGUAAUACAUGCUACUGAAACGGCCAAAUACUGUGCAUGUCAACAUAGUCUGUAGUGACACAUGAAGAAAUACCAAAGAAAUACCAAAGAAAAUGGCGGCUUAUUAUUGUGUUUUUGUGCGAUUUCUUUGCAUGAUGUAUAUGUCGGCGCUCUGCCUUAGUUUGUGCUCAAUUUGAGAACAUUUUUGAAAACAUACUGCUCAAAUCCAAGCCUUUAAAGAAAGUUUUCUUUCUGUCUUUUUUAAAAAUUUGUUUCAUUUUCCAAAAAAGAGGAAGUGUCAUUUUCUGUCUCUGUGUAUCUGCAGGAUACAAUCAACGGUAAGAAUAUAUAUGCGAAAAGAAAACAUGCACGAUGUGGUGUCAAAAAUAAUUAAAGUAUGUUUAAAGUGCACUUAUUUUUAGUAUUUUUGAUGCCUUUUUAAAUGUCUGGAGUAUCCAAAUAUCUAAUCAUCUAUAAACACCUCACACCACUUAAUUCAUAUACGUAUCUGUCAGUUGGGUCGACUGCUGUAAUAAAUACUCAGAGAAAGUCAAUAAAACGGAUGCUUAUCUCUCUAGAUGUUUUAAGUGUUAUAUUCCUUAGCUUUUUUUAUAUUCCACUGUUCGUGUUUCAAUUGUGCAUACCACAUCAGUGUUGUAAGAACACAUAAUCCAGUGUUUCAAUAAAACCACAUGUUAAACAGA